Messenger RNA from Eurytemora carolleeae, 3302 nucleotides. RefSeq lists its product as uncharacterized. The record is from RefSeq and is a predicted model, not a curated record. NCBI's taxonomy places the organism in Eukaryota, Metazoa, Arthropoda, Copepoda, Calanoida, Temoridae. The coding region runs from base 33 to 2738 and encodes 901 amino acids. The transcript has 3 exons. Gene Ontology annotation, molecular function: protein binding.
AGAAUAGAAUGAAUUAAUCUAAAUGUUUAAGAAUGUCAUUAGAAACAACAGCAAAAGAUUGGUUAUCAGAUCCAGCCUGGAAUAGGGUGUUUAAGAAUACUGUUGAUGUGAUAAAAGAUCAAAUUUUCAAGUGCAUGGUACUUGCCGCUGCUUUAGCGAUUGCCAUCCGAAUAGGAGCUAAUCUACAGUCAGGAGAUCUUGUAUGUGUUGUGGUUGAUUGUGAUGGGGAGUUUGAUCUCAAGGUUCUAGCUGGACCCUUUCAUGUAACACUAGCUAACUAUGCAGCACAAGAUGAAGGAUGUCACCACCAAGUGUUUCAAGAUAGCUCUCAUCAUUUCCCUGGUUUCUCCAACUACAGUCCGUUCAUUAUUAUGAUCGAAGUUUUAUCUUUGAUAUUUUUUGAAAAGAUAGUUCAGUUUGUUCCACGGCUGAGCCAAAGAUUAGAAAGAUUUUACAAGUCUGUUGUUGAAGAAACAUUAAUGGGCAAGGAUCCAGAUGUUGCCGAGGACUUUGCGGGAAAUAUUAUUUCUAUCGAUAAGAUUCUUCGUUUGAGACAAAGAGAGGAAAUUCUUGGAGCCCUAAAAACCAGUAACUGGUUCUACAAUUGCUACCUGUCCAAAAAUGUUGUUCAGAUUGUUUUAGGUGUUCUAUAUUUCUACAUCAACAUGGACUAUAUUACUAAUUCUUCAGAUAACCUCGGAUACUGUAGCAUUCCUCUUGGAAUAACUGUUAAUACAAAUGUUACCAUGCAGUGUAAACAAAAAAGAUUUGAUGUUAUUUGGACAUUGUUGUCUACAUUUUCAUCCUUUAUUGUCAUCAUAAUAGUUCUUAAUUUAGCUGCCCUUAUUUGGAUUUGGGAAAAGUCUGGUCUUCGAAUCAUAACAAAUAUAGUUAGAAAUUUAAAAGAAUCUGAGAAGCAAAUACUCGUCAAGUCGAAUGGAAUGGAUUUUCUCUUCUUGUUUGACAUGAUUGCUCACAACUGUGGUAUUCCUGCCACUCUCAGAGUCUUAACUUACAUUGCACCAAGAUUCACACAAUUCUGCGUUCCACAAAUUGACAUGAAAGAUUUAAAAAUGACUGAAUCAACAUUAAGUAUCACCUGGAAACCACCUCCACUACAAAAAGUAAAUGGUAAACAAUAUCAUCAUCUCUGUCUUCAGAAGUUUGUAGCAACAAUUUUUCCGAAGAAAGAUGGAGAAAACUACAAAGAUGUUCUUAAAAAUGAGAACUAUAUUGCAGAGUUUGAAAACCUUGAAGGAGGCACUAAGGAAUACUUGAUAACAGUUUCAGCAAUCAUUAGUGAUGCUAAGAUGAAAGGAGCAACAAUCAGAACUCAUCUUCCUCCCCACCCUCCUCAAAACCUUAGGGUAAACACAGAGGCAUCCCCAGAAAAUGAGGGUUCUCGCCUCAAGGUUUCUUGGAUUAAACCAAAAGGAGAUUUUGAUAAAUUCCGGUUAUUGAUAUGUAAACUAUCACCUGCUCCAAGUUCUAUUCAAGAUAAUACAAGAACAGAUCUGGAUUUGUCUAAAGAUAGUGUUCAGUAUACAAUUCAAAAUCUGUAUCCUGGAGAAGCAUACGAAGUUCAACUUCAAAGUGUUUCUGGUAAUCAAUGUUGUCUUGCAAGACUUACACCGGUAAUGACUUGCCUGACUCUUCCUAAUCCCCCAGAUGAAAAUAAUACAAAGGUAUUGUAUCAAGAAGAUCAAGUUGUUGUGUACUGGCAACCCCACAAGAAUGACAACGGGCACAGCUUUUUAGAAGGCUAUGAAGUAGAGUUAAGGAAUGCUUCGGGAAUCGAACUGGUGAAGGAUAUUCUUAACCCCCAUACAUUUAGGUAUACAUUUUCUGAUCUUGCUCAUGGUCAAGAAUAUAUUAUUGGUUUGGCAUCUAUUUGUCGACUGCGAGAUGCAGAAAACCGAAUAGUUCACACAGAAAAGAGUGUACAGGUUCACAAGAACUUUAUGUCACUACCAUGCCCACCAUCUAAUUUCCAUCUUGUUAAGUCUGAACCAUUUGCUUUAAAGCUUCAAUGGGAAUGUCCAUAUUUGAACGCUAAGGAUUUGAGUUAUGCAGUUUGUAUAGAAUAUCUGGGAGAAACUGAUGAUAAUAAGUUUAAAUCUGAAAAAAUAGUGGCUGAAACAAGUAUUCAACUCUCAAAUCUUCCUCAUGCAGGCGCUCUGUAUGAAAUACACUUACGAACUAUGAUGAGCUACAACUCUGACAUUCUGUACAGCCGUGUUGCAAAGGGGCUUUUUGUCACCAAACCCUGUCCUCCAUCUGAGCUAAGAGUCAUUCAUCAUGAAAACCAAGAGUUUGCCUGGAAAAAGUCUGUAACAAAAUCAGUUCAACAAUACAAGUUUAAGAUCAAGGGUGAAGAGAAGUCUCAAGACUUCUUAAUUCCUUCUGUAGAAGGAGAAUAUGUAACAUUCCAACUUCCAAUUGAUCUGGAGGAAGGGGUUGAUUACAAUAUCAACCUCUACAGUCAAGUUUUCAGCAAUGAUAUUUGGCAUGAAAGUAAUCCACUUUUCUUGAAAUUAUUAAAAAGUACAGAUUCUUCGCCAUAUUCAUCAGCUGUAGAUUUUGAUGAAAUGGAUGGAGGUCUGAUAAAGAAUCCUUUUCCAAAACUUAUUAUAACAAGUCCAAAGUCUUCCAAAACUGCUGAAAAGAGUAAUAAUGAACACGUGGAGCUAAGUAGCACUAAAUCAUUUGUAAAUCGACAAAGCAGUAUUAUCAAAUAAAUGUCAUUGUUGUGAACAUAAUUUACAAGCAUUAGCAAUCUAAAAUUUUAAAUUCAUGUUUUAUUAUAGCUUUCUCGUAGAUGUUUAAUAUAGGAGUAAACAAGGCUUUUAAUUUUAAUGUAUGAAAUUUGAGGCAAAUUGUAACUAAAUACCACAACCUCUAUUUUUCUAAUCCCUACAGACUUUUAACCAUAUGAUGUAAACAGUUUUUAAUAAUGUUGUGAUUAGAAAAUUAUAAUAUGUUACAAUUGUCUAUGGUAUACCUUUCAGGACAAUCUUUUUAAUGUUGUAAAAUAUUUUCUGGAAAUCUAAAAUUCUACAAUUUAAACUUUUGCAUAAAAGCAGUUAUGGAACCCUUGUAAUAUACUUUCAAAUUUACGAAACAAUACUAAUGAAAUAUUAAAUUAGCUUAUAUGUCUGUGUAAAAAAACACACAAUUUCUAUAGAAUUUUAUUUCAAUAAUCCAUUAAUCUAAUGUUAUUUAAUUCGAAUAAUGAUAAGUGUUUGCCUUUUUUGCAUUUUUUUGGUGGAACUAUUUAUCGGAAAAUAAAAAAAAAAAAAAUA